AUGUUUUGGAUGUUGCUCGACACAAAAGUGAGUCGCGUCUGACUUAGGUUCGUGAUACCGUUUGGUUUCUUUUUUGUAUAGAUAGUCUACAACAUGUCUCAAAAGGCAGGUUAUUCGCCCAGCUUCAAGCGACCGACAGAAAUAAUGCGAAUGAUGAGAAAAAGAACGCGUAGCGAGGCUGGAGCCGAUUCUAACCCGAGCGGUCUGGGCUCCACCGGCAGUCAGAGUCACAGCAACCUCGCCACCGGUCUCCGGCCGUUCUUGCCGAGCCCGCGUUUUGCGGUCCGGAACAACUUAAUAGGCGGAAAAAAACGUCGAAACCCCUUCUCAAACAUCGAGAAUACUUUCAACCCCAAGAAGAAAGCACACAUCGAUAGCUACGCAGAGGACAGCGACGGUACACGGACAUCAGCAGAGGAAACGGGGGACGUGGACGUGGACGUCCCAGCGAAGAAUGGCGGGUUAUCUGUCAGCAGCAGGCUACAUGAGGUGGCGACGCACCGAGAACGAGACAAUUCCUGUAAGAAAAGCCUGACUUUUGCACAGGAUGAUUCUCUUUUUGAGGAGUCUAAAGAAGAUACUGAAAGUCAUUUACUACAGAGCCCACAAACUUCAGUUUCCUCUUCAGAUACUUCAAUCUGCGUGAGGUAUCCUGCAGACUGGAGCAUCAAGACUCGCCUCCUUUUCACAUCCCCACUCUCAUUGUCAUGGGCAGAGAAUCUCAAAGCUCAAGAGGAAGCGCUGAGCCUUAGUCAGCACUGCAAAGCUCAAUUCACCACACUGACGCACACAUUGCAGGACCCGAGGUCCUGCUCUGAGCUUCGCUGUGCCUUCCAGCAAAGCUUAAUUUACUGGCAACAUCCCUCCAUGUCCUGGCUCUCGUUGUUCCCAAGGAUCAACGCUGAGAGGAGUUUUACAGGAAAGAGCGCCCCUUGGACACAAGAUACAGCAUUACAACAAAAUCUCAUGACAGAAUGGUCUGUCAGUUUAUCAUCCCUCUACGGUCUUCUGAAAGCUAAAUUGUGUCCUUACUUCUAUGUGUGUUCCUAUCAGUUCACAGUGUUGUUCCGGGCCGCAGGACUCAGUGGCUCUGGCUGCAUCAGUGCCUUGAUUUCUCCAACCACAAGAGGUCUCAGAGAAGCAAUGAAGGCAGAAGGUAUUCAGUUCAGUCUCCCCCUAGUGGAGGGAAAGGGAAAUGAGCAGGUGGAAAAAGAUGAAUGCUCAGUGAAUGAGGAGCUUGUUGACACUGGUGAUGGGGAUCCUGAGGAUGAAGACUCCAGCUUGUCCUGGCUGAAGGAAAUGGGCGUUCACGACAAAAUCAAGAAGCCAGACUGCAUCAAAAUGCAACUUCAUAAAGAAGGUCACAUCAUGUCUCUGGACCAUAAACCCGAGUCUGUGGUGUACGUGGAGGGAGCAUGCACCUUCACCCUGAUCAACUUCUUGAUUAACUGUAAGAGUGUGGUGGCUGUGGCAGGCUCCCAAGCAGGUCUACCACCAACUCUGUUGGCCCCUGUUGCUUUCAGAGGGGCCACAAUGCAGUUACUGAAGGCUCACAGUGUCAAUGUGCAGAGCCAGGUUGGUUCCACCUACCAGAACAUCAGCAGCCUUGAAAUUUCAGGUCCAAUCCUUCCCUCUGCGCUCCACACCAUCACGACCCUACUCCAGCUUUCACAAAAAGGGAACUUCUCAGCAUCCGUGUACACACAUGCUCCAACAGCGGUCAUGAAUGUUCACUGCUCCACACAGCAGAGCUCGGAUGGACCAGUUGACUUGUCCUGUGGAGUUCAUCCCUUAUCCCUUGAGCAGCUACAACAGCCAUCCACUUUGGGGAAGACAGCGCUGACACGAAUCAACAUGUGCAACCAUAGUUACACUUGGAACAACUGAUAUAUAUGUGUGUGUGUGUGUGUA
Synchiropus splendidus (mandarinfish) is the source of this 1911-nucleotide messenger RNA. RefSeq names its product protein downstream neighbor of Son. Gene Ontology annotation, cellular component: nucleus. Gene Ontology annotation, biological process: nuclear DNA replication. NCBI's taxonomy places the organism in Eukaryota, Metazoa, Chordata, Actinopteri, Syngnathiformes, Callionymidae. The transcript has 12 exons. The record is from RefSeq and is a predicted model, not a curated record. The coding region runs from base 94 to 1887 and encodes 597 amino acids.